AUGCUUAAAUCGUCACCGGAAGUCGAGGAUAUCGUCCAGAAAUGUUCGGAGGAUGUAGAAGCUUGUAGAGCUCAUACGUUCUUUGCCGCUUGUGUAACGCUGGCCUCCGAGAAGAUUGACAAGCAAAAGAGAGUUUCUUGCGGGACGCUUAUUGAAUUUGCUGAUGUGAUGACAUGUAUAUACCAAUCGCGUUUGCUCCCGGACAACUUUAGUUUGAGUCAAUUUUUCGAAUUGGUGGACGAUUAUGAGAACGCUAAAGUGGUCGGUGACCUCAGAAUAAAGCAGCGAUCACAUCUUGCAUCAUUGACCAAAGCGAGAGAUCUAGCCAGAAGUCAUCCCGAACUGAUCUCACUUUACCACCAUCUG
This is a messenger RNA of Cylicostephanus goldi, 366 nucleotides long. The record is from the annotation of a GenBank genome assembly. Lineage: Eukaryota; Metazoa; Nematoda; Chromadorea; Rhabditida; Strongylidae.